Messenger RNA from Priapulus caudatus, 1518 nucleotides. Its product is annotated as RCC1 and BTB domain-containing protein 1-like. Lineage: Eukaryota; Metazoa; Priapulida; Priapulimorpha; Priapulimorphida; Priapulidae. Gene Ontology annotation, molecular function: protein binding. The record is from RefSeq and is a predicted model, not a curated record.
AUGCAGGAGGAGAGGCGCUCGCAAGAUACAUUGCGGAGUCACGUGCAGCCUGAGUUUUUUUGUACAGAGAUCGCGUGCCUCUCCGAAGAGCCGCGGCUUUCGGAGAAGAAGGUGACUCGACACUCGCUUACGGUUAGCGGUCGCUCGCAUCACUGCAGCGAGGAGAGCUGUUCAGCUGUGGUGACUAAUAGUCACUGCCAGCAGGGAAAUGCUACAACAACCCCAGGAACGGUGCCAGUCUUGCUGAACAAAAACCUCACUGGAAAAGUCAUUACUCAAGUUGCGUGUGGAAGUUAUCACUCUCUGGUUUUAACUCAAGAAGGAGAGCUGUAUGCGUGGGGACAGAACAACUGUGGCCAAGUGGGAUCAGGGUCGACUCCAAACCAGCCAACACCUUUUAAAGUCACCUCAGGGAUAGGUGCGCGGCGUGUGGUGCAGAUAGCAUGUGGCCAAACAUCAUCCGUUUGUGUACUCGACAAUGGUGAGGUGUUUGGCUGGGGCUACAACGGCAAUGGACAGUUGGGACUAGGUAACACCUCAAACCAAUACAAUCCAUGUCAAGUGGGAGGACUAGCUCAUGUUGUGGUGUCAAAGGUUACUUGCGGAUAUGCCCAUACAAUGGCGCUCACAGACGGAGGGGAUCUCUAUGCGUGGGGUGCGAAUUCGUAUGGACAGUUGGGCACAGGGAACAAGGCAACCAGCCCCAAUCCAGUGUCUGUCGGUAGUAAGAAGGGCAGGUUGGUGUAUAUUCAAGCGUCGCACUACACGCACAUUUCGGCAGCGAUCACGCACUCCGGCAUGGUGUACAUGUGGGGCCAGUGUCGCGGGCAGUCGAUCACCGAGCCAACAGAGACGUUCUUCUCAUGCCUGGACGACGUGUUUGCGUGCUACGCCGUGCCUGCCGUCACGUUCAGGGCUCUGAAGAUAGAGCACACAGAUCACAUGUCAGUCGCUCAGUCGGUGGCCAUGUCGUUUGAUGACCCGGCGACCAGUGAUGUGAAGAUUCAAUUGGAAGGGAAAAUCAUUCAUGUUCACAAGGUCGUACUGAAGAUUAGGUGUGAACAUUUUCGAUCUAUGUUUCAAUCUCACUGGGAGCAGGAUGGAAAAGACGUAAUUGAGAUAUCACAGUUCACAUAUCCAGUGUACAGGGCCUUCCUGCAGUUCUUGUACACAGACAGGAUAAACCUGUCACCGGAGCAUGCUAUAGGUUUGCUGGACUUAGCUAACUCGUACUUGGAGAGACAGUUGAAAGCUUUGUGUGAGCGAACCAUCAAGCAAGGAAUCACCGUGGAGAAUGCUGCCAUGCUGUACGCUGCUUCUGUUUUUCGUGAGUUACAGGAACUCGAGGAGUUUUGCCUGCGAUUCGCACUCAAUCACAUGACUGCCGUCACCCAAUCAGAGGCGUUCACUGAACUUGACGAGGCAACGCUAAAACGCUUCAUACAGCGCGCCGCCACGCAGGGAGCCUUCAAAAUACUGAUGCCUAGGUGGCAGCACCGUCCACUGUGCUCUCUCUGA